AUGGCCCAACAUUGUGAAUUACUAGUAAGAAAUAACAACUUGAGUGAUCGUAUCAUCGUCAUACCUGGCAAAGUGGAGGAGGUGGAGAUUCCAGAGAAGGUGGACACUAUCAUCUCUGAACCUAUGGGCUACAUGUUGUUCAAUGAGAGGAUGCUGGAGUCCUACCUGCAUGCUAAAAAGUGGUUAAAGCAGGAUGGUCGGAUGUUCCCUACCCAAGGUGACCUUCACAUAGCACCAUUUACAGAUGAGGCAUUAUACAUGGAACAGUAUCAGAAGGCAAAUUUUUGGUACCAAGAGUCAUUUCAUGGAGUCAAUUUGACAUCUUUGCGAAAUGCUGCAGUUUUGGAAUAUUUUAAACAGCCUAUUGUCGAUACCUUUGACGUGCGCAUCUGUAUGGCCAAAUCGAACAAAUACGUUAUAGACUUCCAGUCGGCCGACGAGACAGAUCUGCAUGUGAUGGACAUACCUCUGUCGUUUACAGUCAUGCAGUCGGGCAUGGUCCAUGGGCUGGCGUUUUGGUUUGACUGUGGGUUUCUGGGCUCAGAUUACUCUGUGUGGUUAAGCACAGCACCCACAGAGCCGCUGACCCACUGGUACCAAGUGCGAUGUCUUGUCCAGACCCCAGUCCUGGUCAAACAAGGACAGACCCUGACCGGCCGAGUCAAGCUGAGCAGUAACACCAGGCAAAGCUAUGACGUUGAUAUCGAGCUGAACUUCCCAGGCAGUACAAACAAGUCUGUGAAUAGUUUGGAUCUGAAGAAUCCAUUUUUCCGCUACACGGGAUCCGCGCCCGCCCCACCCCCAGGCAGCAACCAGACGUCUGCCACAGACACGUAUUGGAACAGCCUUUUAGCUUCAGGAGAACCCGUACAGCAACAACCUCAGUCAUACGUCAAUGGAUAUGUCAACAACAUUGUGGACGUCGGCCAGAUGUUGGUUCAGCAGCAGCCUCAAUAUAUACAGCAGCAAGGGGUUGUCCAGGGAAAUCUCAUUACCAUGUCCCAGACAGCGCCCAUAAACCCGGGUAGCAUUCCCAGUGUGUGCAUCGUCACGUCCAAUGCCCAUGCACAUCGCACGUCUGUGGGUGCGGGCAUCAGUCCAAUCAGCUUCUCCCAGCCCCAGAAUGUGAUCACAGGUAUGUCCAAUUUCCCCGUCAGUAACCAGCUGAUGAUCGGGGAUUAUGUCAUGCCUGGCAACCUGAUCAUCCCUUCAUAA
Candidula unifasciata is the source of this 1215-nucleotide messenger RNA. Lineage: Eukaryota; Metazoa; Mollusca; Gastropoda; Stylommatophora; Geomitridae. The record is from the annotation of a GenBank genome assembly.